AUGGCUGGUGGUUCUGACAACCCGGGGAACCGGACCGUCGUUGUGUCGGCCCCCGGAAAGGUGCUUCUAGCCGGCGGCUACAUUGUCCUCGACCGGAAACACACAGGUCUAGUCUUCGGCCUAAGUGCCCGCAUCCACGUCCUCGCCCAGGAGAUACACACCAGCGCCGGCGUCCAUCUCAGAGAAAUUGUUGUGCAGAGUCCGCAAUUCCUGAAUGCCACCUGGAAAUAUGGCUACCAUCUCGCCGAAAACGGCGGUGGCAUCAAGGUCACUCAGCUGCAGUCGGGCACUCCGGUCGACCAAAACCAUUUUGUAGAGACCACACUCAGCUACGUCCUCAGCUACAUAUCCCAAGUGGACAAGACCCGCGCCACACACGGCUUCCAGCCCGCCUCCCUUCUCGUCCUAGCCGACAAUGACUACUACUCCAAGCCCAAGGAGGAGCCCACCACCACCACCGCCGCCGCCGCCGCCGCCGCCGACGGAAAAAAGUCCCGCUUCCUGCACUUCGGCACCACGCUGCGCGACGCGCACAAAACGGGGCUCGGCUCCUCCGCCGCCAUCGUGACGGCCCUCACCGCCUCGCUGCUCGCGCACUACCUGCCCCCCCACCUCUUCGACCUCUCCACGCCGGCCGGCCGCCGCGCGCUGCACAACCUCGCGCAGGUCGCGCACUGCGCCGCGCAGGGGAAAGUCGGUAGCGGCUUUGACGUCGCCAGCGCCGUGUACGGGUCGAGCGUGUAUCGCCGGUUUAGCCCGGCCCUGUUGGCGGCGCUGCCGGGGCCGGGGGAGGAAGGGUUUGCGAGGGCGUUGGUGGCGUUGGUGGAUGGGCAGGGGUGGGAUUGUGAGGUCAGGAAGGAGGGCGUGGGGUUGCCGGCCGGGGUCGCGAUUAGGAUGUGUGAUGUGGAUUGUGGGACGCAGACGGUGAGUAUGGUGAAGAAGGUGCAUGCGUGGAGGGAUGCGGAGCCGGAGGUGGCGGCGGGGGUGUAUGCCAAGUUGCAGGGGAAGGUGGAUGAGUUGACGGCGGUGUUGGGGGAGGGGAGGGUGGGGGAGAUUGGGCGGGUGAUGAAGCCGUUUAGGGAGCUUAUGCGGACGAUGGGGAGGGAAUGUGGCGCGCCGAUUGAGCCGGAUAGCCAGGAGGAGAUGCUGGAUGCGUUGGAGGGGGUGGAGGGCGUGUUGGGGAGUGUGGUGCCGGGGGCCGGCGGGUAUGAUGCGGCGGCGGUGGUGAUGUGGGAUGAUGAGGAGACGGAGAAGCGGGUGAAGGCGUUCUUGCGGGAGUGGAGCAAGGAGCAUGAGAUUCAGGUGCGGCUGAUGGGGGUGAAGGGAGAGACGGAGGGCGCGAGGAUGGAAGACCCGAGCGAGUUCAAGCUGUGGACUCAGUAA
Chaetomium globosum CBS 148.51 is the source of this 1383-nucleotide messenger RNA. RefSeq lists its product as uncharacterized. Gene Ontology annotation, biological process: ergosterol biosynthetic process; isopentenyl diphosphate biosynthetic process, mevalonate pathway. Gene Ontology annotation, cellular component: peroxisome. The record is from RefSeq and is a predicted model, not a curated record. The transcript has 2 exons. Gene Ontology annotation, molecular function: ATP binding; phosphomevalonate kinase activity. Bases 1 to 1383 code for a protein of 460 amino acids. NCBI's taxonomy places the organism in Eukaryota, Fungi, Ascomycota, Sordariomycetes, Sordariales, Chaetomiaceae.